GUCAGUGUGUAUCCAGCUGCAACCUCGUGAUUUUGCGGAAAUUUGUGUGUGACAUUCUCGUGGUAAUUUAUAAGCGUUUAUAAACUGCAAACAAGAAUAAGUGAAAAAAUUGUUCCGGAAGUAAAUUAAUACGGUAUUUCAUUUAUAUUACAAUAACAGCUGAGUUGAUGACGGUGUGUGAGUGUUGUAAUUUUUCAGGUUAUGUUCAUAACAGUCAAAUACCUGAUUUAUUAGUGGUUGCUAUUUUUGGCCUGUCCGGUAAAGUCGCUACGUGUAUCUUCAUAAAAGAAACGGUUGAGAUUAUGACGUGUUGUGAGGAGCAGUUUGCCUAUGCAGUGAUUUCCGUCAUGUAUUUCGUGACUGACUGGAAAAGGCGGACAGUGAAGUUCAAACAUUCGCUAUGUUAGUGCGGUUAUGUUGACUUAAGUGUAAUAAUGUUCGUGAUGAUAAUUUGCUGUAAUCUGAUGUAGACAUAGAGCGGCGCCAGAUUGUAGUGCUAACACUGUAGAAUUUAAGCCAUGGACCAGGACCCAACAAUGUGGAUAAAAAAAGAGGAAACAGAUGAAGUAAAAACUGAGUUACGCUCGAUGGCCAACAAAAUUUUCCAAUACUCAGUUUUGACAACCAGAGGCAACAUCUGCCCAGUGAGAGCUCGACAUUUGGAGAAUGGAUGCAAACAAGGCUCAGGUUUACCCAUCCAGCAUGAGGAGGGUGUGAAUAAAGAGUUUCUUGAAGACCCAUUAAAGACUGAAGGACCUAGUGUUUCGGUAAAGCAAGAUCCCGAACUGAAACAACAUGCUGAUGGAUCAGAGCAUAAUUCUGUUAAAGAUCCAUUUGGAAUAUCUUGGUCCACUGAUUUUAUCAAGGAGGAUCCUGAAUUGAAUUUGGAAAUUAAUGUCACUGAGGAUAUUGCUGGUGAACAAAGCUGAUGGUGGAAUGUACCUCUACAGUCCCAUGCAUAGGUCAGGCCCAUUCAGCACUGAGUAUAUACCCUGAUAACACCACCAGCUGUCUACUGUAGAUUUUGUCAGUCAAGCA
Molecule: messenger RNA, 1038 nt
Organism: Schistocerca nitens (vagrant locust)
Lineage: Eukaryota; Metazoa; Arthropoda; Insecta; Orthoptera; Acrididae
Exons: 7
Coding region: 519-929 (136 amino acids)
Source: RefSeq, a predicted model, not a curated record